UCUGGGAAGUAAUCAGCGACGAGCACGGCAUCGACCCAUCGGGCAGUUACCAAGGCGACAGCGACCUGCAGCUGGAGAGGAUCAGCGUGUACUACAACGAGGCCUCAGGGAGCACAGGUAUCUGCAGUCUCAUUGACCUCAUCUCACUGCCUCCUUUGAUAGAAAUGUUACUCCAGUUCAUACUGCAUCUCAACCCCAAGAUGGUGCCAGUGUAAACCAUCCUCAAUCAUUGACGCAAACCUUCUCAUUUAUUAUUUAAAAUUCAUUUACAGCCAGAAAUAUUGACCUCUGUUUGCAUCUUCUACGUUGUUAUCAUCUCAGCUGACCGUUAUUCGGUAAACCAGGAAAGCCAAGGUACUCUCUCCACGAACUGCAUUCGUUUGGAAUUGAAUCAAAACGAGAAUCAAGAAAAAAGAAGCAAAAAUAUGUUCUACUGAAGUAGCAUUGUGAGAAGAAAAUGUUCGCAAAAAAAGUUGUCCUUGGCCACUUUGCGCUUCAAAUUUCACUGUUUCACUGCAUCAUGAUUUUUCAGAUACAGAAUAUAUUCAUUUUUUUUCCAGAUAUAUAUUUCUUACUAAAUCAUGCUUUUUUGUGUUUGAAUACAGCCCAUCAUUCGUAAAAACCUAUGCCUAUUUAAGCUAGUGUUAUGUAUUUUUUGCCUAAAUUAAGCAUUUUCGAGCAUAAAAAUGACUAAAUGAACUAAAAUACAAAUAUGAGGCAUUCAAAAGACACAUUCAAAGUCGAUAAAAUGUAGCAUUCUACACUGCUCGCUAGGUGUCAGUAGUGCUACUGUAAUGAGACACACGAGGAUCAGACUUGAACAACAGGCUGUUAUUGCAUAUUUGAAUUAUCUCACAAAAUUGUCUCACGGGCUCCUGGUGCGGCCAUUACCCACAUAAAAUUGCAACUCAACUCUGAACUCCUGAUGUCACUUCCUGUCCACUUCUUUCAGGUCCCCUAGGGAACACAUUUAUAGUAAGACAUACGAGCAUGAGUCUUAUUUAUGUCUUAAAUGGCUUAUUUACUCUUAUUAUGUUUACUAUAUUGGGUACCACGAGUGUAAAGGUGAUGACGGGGUGUUAUUUCAUGUCUAGAGGGGUUUAAUAACGUUAACAAACGUAUUUAGAAAGUCGUAAACAGGUUUUCUAUGUUCUAACUAUGACAAUAUUACAAUUAAGCCAAUUAAUUAAUCGCGGUAAACAGGUUAUUACUGUAUUAUGAGAUUUUUUAUAAUAAUAUGAGGAAAAAGGUUGGACUGCGACUCUAACCCAAACCCAAACCUAACUCAAACCCCAACCCCCAAACCUAGCCCUUACCCAAACCAUAACAAUGCCCUAAAACCCAAACCCUAACCCCCCAAGUCCCUAACCCAAGCCCUAACUCGGCCCUGUAACAUUAACUGUCAUACAAGUGUAAAAACAAGUUAACCACUGAUAAUGGUAAUACACAAAGAACAAUAAAUGAACUAUGAUGUGGAAUUACAUUUUUGCUCGGGUGUUGAGUCUUUUCACAUGAAGACUAAACACAACUAUGUUCCUUUUCUAGAAAUUAUAGGCUUACAGUAUUGUUGACUUAGCCGUAUUGUACUGAGCAGCCAGGACUGAGAUGUGUAUACCAUGUUCUGAUGUCACCACGUUUUCACGCAGGUCGUCUAAAACUGUUCUAUGUUGGGUUUUUGUGUGCCUUCAGAGGUGCAGAUUUGUCAAAAAUGACGGUGGAUGCAUAAAUUGUUCACCUUUCGAGGCUCCACUGUUGUAGAAUUAAGAGAGAAGCCAUAAAAAACCCAGGGGGAAGGUCAUUGUGCAGAGAUAAGAGUCGAAAGCAACAUGCAGUUUUUGGGAGGGUCCUUGCUUGAAUGGACUGUGCAGACCUCAGCACUUUAAAAGGCCCAUUGGUCUAGAAUAAGGACUGCAUUAUGCUGGAGGAGUUGGCUCCCAAGUGGAGUGCAGAGUGCAGAAAAUAAAAAAACAACUGCAAGAACAAGCUUCAAAAAACAGCAGUGCAUUUCAUAUGUAAGAGUCAGAGAGAGACUCGGACAUGUAUUCAUUCAUUGUGGAAUGACACAAUCUCCCUUGUCAUCCCAAAGACAGCAAAUUUGUCCCCCGUGCCAUUCUGGUGGACCUGGAACCGGGGACCAUGGAUUCAGUUCGCUCCGGCCCAUUUGGACAGCUCUUCAGGCCUGACAACUUUGUCUUUGGCCAGAGUGGAGCAGGGAACAACUGGGCCAAAGGUCACUACACGGAAGGAGCAGAGCUUGUGGACGCCGUUCUGGACGUGGUGAGGAAGGAGUCUGAGAACUGCGACUGCCUCCAAGGCUUCCAGCUCACUCACUCCCUGGGCGGAGGCACCGGUUCCGGCAUGGGCACCUUGCUGAUCAGCAAGAUCCGCGAGGAGUACCCGGACCGCAUCAUGAACACUUUCAGCGUCAUGCCCUCGCCCAAAGUGUCCGACACGGUGGUGGAGCCCUACAACGCCACCCUGUCUGUGCACCAGUUGGUGGAGAACACCGACGAGUCCUUCAGCAUUGACAACGAGGCUCUGUAUGACAUCUGCUUUCGCACCUUGAAGCUGACCACGCCCACCUACGGAGACCUCAACCACCUGGUGUCGGCCACCAUGAGCGGCGUCACUACCUGUCUCCGCUUCCCAGGACAACUCAACGCCGACCUCCGUAAGCUGGCCGUCAACAUGGUACCCUUCCCUCGCUUGCACUUCUUCAUGCCGGGCUUUGCCCCACUCACCAGCAGGGGGAGCCAGCAAUACCGCGCCCUCUCCGUCCCCGAGCUCACCCAGCAAAUGUUUGAUGCCAAGAACAUGAUGGCGGCCUGCGACCCGCGACACGGCCGCUACCUCACCGUGGCGGCCAUCUUCCGCGGGCGCAUGUCCAUGAAGGAGGUGGAUGAGCAGAUGCUGAGCGUGCAGAACAAGAACAGCAGCUACUUCGUGGAGUGGAUCCCCAACAAUGUCAAGACGGCUGUUUGCGACAUCCCGCCACGAGGCCUCAAGAUGUCGGCCACCUUCAUCGGCAACAGCACGGCCAUCCAGGAGAUCUUCAGAAGGAUCUCGGAGCAGUUCACCGCCAUGUUCCGCCGGAAGGCCUUCCUCCACUGGUACACAGGUGAAGGUAUGGACGAGAUGGAGUUCACCGAAGCCGAGAGCAACAUGAACGACCUGGUGUCAGAGUACCAGCAGUACCAGGACGCAACCGCUGAUGAGAUGGGCGAGUACGAAGAGGAUGAAAUGGAUGAUGAGGAGGACGUCCGCCAUUAAGGAAACACUGCCUCUCGAACUAGAAGCCAAUCAGUGCAGCAUAGAUAAAUGACGACAAGAAGACGUCACCUUAAUGUCUCAUCCAAACAAUAAAUCAUUAUCUAAUGUUCAGCAGCAAGAAAUCUCCAAUAAAGUUUCAAUCAAGCAGCAUAUGAACUUUGUAGUAUUUUUUUGUAUAUAAACAUGUAACAAACAUUAUACCCAAAAGGGCAAUAAAAAUAAAAUAAAGUAAAACUAAAAAAUGACAUUGUCACAAGGGGGCUUAAAUCAAAAGUGCUGGCUAUAAAAUAAACAAAAUAAACAAAACAUACAAUAAAAUGCAAUGUAAAUAAUCAAAUACAAAUCAAAUCAAAUAUAAAUUGACAGAAAUUGGGUUUCAUAUCAAAAGUGCUGCAUAAGUAUAUAUAAAGUAUAAUAAAAUAUUUUAAUAAACACUGACAGACGGCCUUUAAAUCAGAACAGGUGCAUACUAAACAAAAUAAUGCACUGAAAUAAAUAAAGCAAAAAAAAAAAAAUAAAUAAAAAUACAUAUCAAAUGAAAUGAAAUACAACAUUUCAAAAAGGAUACUGCCUAUAAUAAUAAUACAUUUU
This is a messenger RNA of Dunckerocampus dactyliophorus (ringed pipefish), 3861 nucleotides long. RefSeq names its product tubulin beta chain-like. The transcript has 3 exons. Gene Ontology annotation, molecular function: structural constituent of cytoskeleton; GTPase activity; GTP binding. Gene Ontology annotation, cellular component: cytoplasm; microtubule. The record is from RefSeq and is a predicted model, not a curated record. Bases 2137 to 3270 code for a protein of 377 amino acids. Gene Ontology annotation, biological process: microtubule cytoskeleton organization; mitotic cell cycle. NCBI's taxonomy places the organism in Eukaryota, Metazoa, Chordata, Actinopteri, Syngnathiformes, Syngnathidae.